Messenger RNA from Sceloporus undulatus (fence lizard), 5932 nucleotides. It is a transcript of the gene NEK1, whose product is annotated as NIMA related kinase 1. Gene Ontology annotation, biological process: protein phosphorylation. Gene Ontology annotation, molecular function: ATP binding; protein kinase activity. Lineage: Eukaryota; Metazoa; Chordata; Lepidosauria; Squamata; Phrynosomatidae. The record is from RefSeq and is a predicted model, not a curated record. The transcript is spliced from 35 exons. Bases 230 to 4171 code for a protein of 1313 amino acids.
AGAGGGUGAGGUUGGCUUGGAAGCAUUCCCGCAAACGGAGGGCUUGCAGAGUUGAUGGCGGUGCCUGCAGAGUAGCGCCUCCUUCUCGCGCUUCUCGCCUCGUAAGUCCCCUGGCGCUGGGCUUCGCCGUGGGCCACCACUGGAGGGGCUGAAGGGUGUGUCGAGGCCAGGACUUGGAAGGAGGGGUUUGGCAGAGCUCUCAUGCAUAAGGAUGCCUUAGAAAAAUACCAUGGACAAAUAUAUUAAGGUGCAAAAGAUUGGUGAAGGAUCUUUUGGAAAAGCAAUUCUAGUCAAAUCAAAAGAAAAUGGCAAACAAUAUGUUAUUAAGGAGAUCAAUAUAUCCAAGAUGUCAAAUAAAGAGAGAGAAGAAUCAAGGAGAGAAGUUGCUGUGUUGGCCAACAUGAAACAUCCAAAUAUUGUCUUGUAUAGAGAAUCCUUUGAAGAGGGGGGUUGUCUCUACAUAGUGAUGGAUUAUUGUGAAGGAGGAGAUUUGUUUAAAAAAAUUAAUGCUCAGAAAGGUGUCCUGUUUUCUGAAGACCAGAUCAUGGAUUGGUUUGUUCAGCUAUGCUUAGCCCUGAAACAUGUACAUGACAGAAAAAUUUUGCAUCGAGAUAUAAAGUCACAGAAUAUAUUUUUAACCAAAGAUGGAACAAUACAAUUGGGAGACUUUGGAAUAGCUAGAGUCCUUAACAGUACAGUUGAGCUUGCACGAACGUGUAUAGGAACACCAUAUUACCUAUCACCAGAAAUCUGUGAGAACAAGCCUUACAACAAUAAAAGUGACAUAUGGGCUCUUGGUUGUGUUCUCUAUGAAAUGUGUACACUGAAACAUGCAUUUGAAGCUGGCAAUAUGAAGAACCUGGUACUCAAGAUAAUCUCUGGAUCAUUUCCUCCUGUUUCUGUGCAUUAUUCUCAUGAACUUCGGAGUCUGAUUUCACAGUUGUUCAAAAGAAAUCCUAGGGAUAGACCAUCUGUCAACUCCAUAUUGGAGAAAACUUUUAUAGCUAAACGCAUUGACAAAUUUCUCACACCAGAGCUUAUUGCAGAAGAAUUCAGUCAUAAAGUAUUUCAGAAGUUUGGACCUCAUGCUGGACCAGCAAAGAGACCAGCUCAAGGACAAAACUUUGCCUCUGCUGCACCUGCUCAGAAAAUUACAAAACCUGCUGCUAAAUAUGGAGUGCCUUUAAUGCUUAAAAAAUCUGGGGAAUCAGCUAAAAAGUUCUAUGAGAAGCCUUUAAAUAAAUGUAGACAGGCCCCUCCAACUGCAGUGAAGAAAGGGAAACCAAUUGAAGAAGGGAGGAAAAUGUUUGAGGAAGCUGCUAGAAAGAAAAGGCUAGAUGCUUUUGAGAAGGAAAAACGACAGCGUGAACAGAUCAGUUUCAUGAGAGCUGAGCAGAUGCGAAGACUUGAGAAGGAAAGGAUGGAUCGAAUUAACAGAGCCAGGGAGCAAGGAUGGAGGAAUGUACUGAGCACAGGUGGAAGUGGUGAGAUCAAGGCUAAUUAUUUGGGUGGCGGAGGAGCUAUUGUGCCUUCUUCACCUGUGCCUGGUCGAGGACCAUAUGAACACUAUCAUGCUAUUUUUGAUCAGAUACAGCAACAGAGGGGAAAUAUUAAAGUAACAGAGGGGAAAGAUGUUGAAUUGAAAGAAAAGCCCGGUCAAGAGCCUGUUGAAAGAGGGCUUCCACCUGGAGUUCAUGCAGGACUGCCUAACGGGCCUGUAGGCCACCAUCAUGUACCUGAUGCUGAUGCAAUUAGAAAAAGAAUGAAAAGAUUAGAGGAGGUGUCUAGACAAGCGAAUGCAAACAGGCAAAAAGGAUGGGUAGCUGCAGAAAGAGCUAAACAAGUUGAGGAAUUUUGGCAGCGGAAGCGAGAAGCCAUGCAGAAUAAAGCUCGUGCUGAAGGACACCUGGACACACUGCAAAACCUGACAGCUAUCUAUGGAGGCAGGUCCAUUUCUUCAAGAGGAAGGAAAACAAGAAACAAGGAGGAAGAGGAAUACUUGGCAAGAUUAAGACAAAUUAGGCUUCAAAACUUCAAUGAACGUCAGCAAAUUAAAGCUAAACUUCGUGGAGAAAAGAAUGAAACUGGUUCUCCUGUACAUGAAAUAAAUGAAGAAAUUGAACUAAGGCGCAAAAAGAUUGAAGCACUAAAGGCACAAGCAAAUGCCCGGGCUGUAGUCCUAAAAGAACAGCUUGAACGAAAGAGAAAAGAAGCAUACGAAAGAGAGAGGAGAGCUUGGGAAGAACAUCUGAUAGCUAAAGGAAUAAAGAAUCCUAUGGGAGCUGCAGAGCUAAGUCCUACACACAGCAGGCAAGAAGCUGGAGGUUCUCCUACCAGGAUACUGAAGGCCAGUUUCCCACAAAUCAUCUCCAUGACAUCAGCUUUGAAAGAAGUAGGUGCGGAUCAAAAUGCAGUGGUUGUCCAGGAAACCCCAGCAGAAAUAAAGCCUGAUGUUGCUAUUCAAAACAAGCGAGAAAUACUUAAAAGAUUGAAUCAAAAUCUUAAAGCACAGGAAGAUGGAGAAGAGAAAAAUGAACCCAGAGAAAUCUAUGAGAUAGCUACAGCUGAUGAAAAUAGUAAAGAACAAGGAGAAAAUUCUCUGGUUGUAGCUGAUCGUAAGAAAUGGGAGACGGGGACACAACUUGUAGUUCAACUAGCACAAUUAACAAUGGAAGAAUCCCUGUUAGGUACAGACGUGUGUACAUUAGGAGAGGUUAUUAAGCUAGAUGUUGGUGAACCUCAGCGAAAGGUCUGGGGCAAAAGCCCCACUGAAUCUGUGCUGAAGAUACUUGGAGAAGCUGAGCUACAACUUCAGACUGAUCUGAUGGAUGACUUAAGUAUUACUGAUGAGGUUCCAAAAGAAGCUUUAACAGUAAGAGAGAACACUGAAAUGAGAGAAGCAAUUUCUGUUGUAGAAGAAUCAGCAGCUGAAAUCGACGACACAGAAAAGCUGACAACAAAGAAGUCUCCUUCAUUUGAAUUUAACCAGUUGUCACCCAAACCUGAUCUGAUUGAUGAACCUGAUGAUUUGGAAGCAGAAUUGCUAGAAGAAACCAAAGAAGAUAAAUGCAAAACAAAUGCAUUCCCUGCUGCUAAUGAUGCAUGGGUUAAAGAAGAAAAAAUAAAGGAACCACCAUUACAGGAUCAUACUGAGAAUAACCAAUAUGACAGUGAAGAUCCUGCUGCAGAAGACCGAAUGCUAAAAAGAAUCCCAAUCCAUGAUGAAGCAUCAGUAGAAACCAAUGAUUCUGUACAACCGGAACCCUUUUUCCAGAAGGUGGCACAGCACCAAGCAAGGUUAAUAGCUUUUCCAGUUCUGUCAGCACAGUCUUCCCUUGACGAUUCUCUUCCAACAAGGUCACGUUCUGUGUCUCCAGAAAAAACAAAGGGCAAAAAUUCACUAUUGAUAGGGCUUUCUACAGGUCUCUUUGAUGCAAACAAUCCAAAGUUGCUGAGGACCUGUUCACUCCCAGAUCUUUCCAAGCUAUAUAGAACGUUAGUUGAUGUCCCCAGUAUUGCUGAUGUACAGAAUGAAGAGAAUCUUGAAAUAGAUGAUAUGGAAGAUGAGCCUGUCAAAGGAGGACACUCUGAUUCUGAUGACAUUAUGUUCGGAGAAGCAGAUACAGACUUGCAAGAACUUCAAGCUUCAAUGGAGCAGUUACUCAGAGAACAGCCUGGUGAUGAAUUCAGUGAAGAGGAAGAAGCAACUUUAAAACCUGGAUGCCUAGCAAAUGGUACAGAGGUGGAUGAGGAUGACAACAAUCCUAGUAGUGAAAGUGCCCUUAAUGAGGAAUGGCAUUCAGACAACAGUGACAAUGAUAAUGCUAGUGAAUGUGAAGGGUAUGAUAGUAUCUUUUGUCAUUUGGAAGAGCUAAGAUGUGAACUGGAGCAAGAAAUAGGCUUUGAAAAAUUCCUUGAAGUUUAUGAGAAAAUAAAGGCUAUACACGAAGAUGAAGACGAGAACAUUGAUAUAUGUUCAACAAUUGUUCAAAACAUUUUAGGAAAUGAACACAAGCAUCAGUAUGCCAAAAUCCUUCAUUUGGUAAUGGCAGAUGGAGCCUAUCAGGAAGCAUGCCCAUACCGACUGCAGGCUUGCCAUCCACAGAUAAGCUCCAGCUUUUUAAAUGGGUGUGCUGCAUGUGUUCGCGCACACAUGUGUGUGCACUCAUGAAAACAAUGGAACUUGAGGUCCCACAUGUUUUGCUAUCUGCAGAGGGUCCAGAGCAGAUCUCCCACUGACAGCAAAGAACCACUGUACUUCCUAACUGUUGACCUCAUCUUUUGAUCAACAUUAAUUUGCAGGUUUAUACUUACUGUAGCUUGGGUUUAUACAUACUGAUUUUGAACUCCCAAUUUAAAUAAAUCAUAAUCAUUAGUUUCACAGUAACAUGACUAACUUUGCAGGAGCAAAGGAGAGAAAGAUGUGAACUUGUACAGCUGGCACUCCAUAUCCAUGGAUUCUGCUUUCACAUAUUAAACAAUCCACAGCUUGAAAAUAUUCUAAAGAUUAAUUUAAAAAGAACACCUUUGAGUUUGCUUUUUAAAAUUAGGGACACUAUUAUUCUAUGACAUUCUAUAUAGUGAGACUUCAGCAGCCAUGAAUUUUUUGUAUCCCUGGGGCUCCAGGAUCCAAAUCCCAUUAGAUACCAAGGAUCCACUGUAUAGCAUAACUACAGCUCUCUUAACAGUGAUCAAUACGAUUUAUACACAAUAAAUUAUUAAAAGUUGUAGUUAAAGUAGUUAUGCUUAGUAAACUGUUUACUUCAAUAUAUUAACUAUUUUUAAAUUUUUCUUCUUUCCAGACAAUGAUGAAUAACACCUUUAUGACAUUCUGAGCACAAUGUAGGUGUAUGGAUUUUUUUGUGUAAAAUAACAAGGCAUAAAUGAAAAAUAACCAUUUAUCAGGACAGCCUUAAAGUCUUACUGAUUACCUGUAAGACAUGGGAAAACAUGAUGCUCUUCACUGAAAGGCUGUUUAUAGAUUUCCUUUGACAUAUCAUUUUGUUCCUUCAACAAACAACUGAAAAGGCUAUGUUAUAUUUAAGACAAAUAGCAAUGAAUAGAAAGGCUGACUCAGAAGUGAUUUACUGUUUGAGAGAUUAUCAUGUAUGAAUAAGCUCGUGUCACAUUAGUUGCUGUUUGUUUAAAUCUAAGCAGUUAAAAAGAAACCAAACUGAGAAGACCUUUUGACUUUGUUUUCUGUUCAAGAUUUAUGGAAAUGACUCACUGAAAUCAGUGGAACAUUUCCAUACAAUACACAUUCAGGAUCAAAGUAUUUUGAGUAUUUCACAUUUUGUGUCUGUAUAUAUACAUGUGUGUACAUAAUGAUCUUUAGAAUUAACAAUAUUUUUGUCACAAUCUAUUUAACAUUUUUUCUGUAAAUCAAAGCAAAUGAUGAAUCAUUUUCAAGACUUGAUUUUAUUUCUGUGGUUCAGUAAAAGAAUGGCCCAUGAGAGUUUCUGUAAAUUUUCUAUUGUAAAUUAUAGCAGCUUGCAGUAUGAAGAUUUAUUUUACUGUAGUACUAUGUACUCAGAAUGUUACUCACUUUUUUCAUCUGUAAUUAGGACCAUCGUAGGAGUGGCUGAAAUCAGAAUUUAAAAUGUUUUGCUGCUGCUGUUUUGAAGACAAGAUAGAUGUCUUCUGCCUAGAUUAUCUGGAGGGGAAAACAUAGUUUUAUUGCCCCUCCAUUCCUUAUUUGUGGGGGCAAUUCCUAUGAGAUGAUGAUGUAAAAUAUUUCUAGUGUGCAAUAGACAAUGUCAGCAAACUUAGUAAAUCAAUUGUAACACAAGGCGCUUUUUGCUGAAAAAGCAGAUCUGUAUUUCCUGGCUAAUAAGGCAAGUUUGAAAGUAUGUGGAGUCACAAUUAGUCUAGCACUAAAAUUUGGAGUUAUGUUUUAUUUCUAACAACACAGAAUAAAUGUUUUACUUUUGUA